UUUUCUUUUAACAAUUGAAGGCUUAUUGAAAAAAGAAAAAAAACUGUACCGGAAGUUCUUCGAGCUCGCGCCACGUCAGAGCUACCCAAUUGUUAUCAUCAGUAAAGCAGAGUGGGUGUCCUGUGCAGCUGAACCCCAUCUUUCUGGCCUCACCAUGCUUUACUUUGGCCUCGGCUGCAUCCUGCUGCAGGUCUGCCUGGCGUCCGGCACCGAGCUCACCUUCGAACUGCCCGACAACGAGAAGCAGUGUUUCUACGAGGAGCUCGAGAAGGACGUGAAGUUUGACUUGGACUUCCAAGUCAUUGCGGGAGGCAACUAUGAUGUGGACUGCUUUGUCACAGAUCCACAAGGCAACGUUUUGUAUAACGAGAGGAAAAAGCAGUACGACAGCUUCUCCCACACCACGGUGAUGAGGGGAGUCUACCAGGUCUGCUUCAGCAAUGAGUUUUCAACGUUCACACACAAAGUGGUGUAUUUGGACUUCCGCAACGGAGACGAAGAACCACUUCUACAAAGUAUGACCAGAAGUACAGCACUUACUCAAUUGGAGUCGUCCUGCGUAGCCAUUCACGAGGUCUUGAAAGUGGUGGCUGACUCGCAGACCUGGUACAGGCUGAGGGAAGCACAUGACCGCGUAAAAGCAGAGCACCUCCUGCAGAGGGUGACCUACUGGUCCAUGGGAGAGGCCGUCCUGCUGUUUGUCAUCGGCAUCGGCCAAGUCGUGAUGCUUAGAAGCUUCUUCAGUGAGAAGAAGGGCUCUGUGGUAGCGGCCACUUAGAGCUCAGGGGUCCUCAUGCGCCCUCAGGUAGAGACAUCAGCACAUACUUUAGACCUUGUCUUAUAGAACCUUCAAGGAGCUGUUGUGUUCCCGAUUGCUCCGCGUGUCCAACAAACUUGAAUAGCUUUGUCAAAUAUGUUACAUUUGGUCAACAACCCAGGCUGAGAAGAACCCCAACUCAAGUGAGGAUACUUUGAACACUGAAGUUGAUAUAUUUCAACAUUUCAGUCACAAUGAUAAUUGAAUAAAUGUACAACGUAAGCCAUGUUUAGUUUGAUCUAAUUAUUUAAUGCCCUCUGUUUCACAAAGUCAGAGCAUUGUAGGCAUUCCAUUUUUUAAUGUCCACUGCAGUGAAACUUGUGGCACAUAAAUGGAAGUUGAAGAGGCACUGCUGUUAUUUUUAUUUGUUUUAUUAUUGUCUGUUCUGUUUAUUUUUUAUCAGCUUUAAGAACCGUGCCUCUCAUGGCCAUGUUAUUUCUCACACAAAGUGCCUUAAAGUGUAUUUUCCCCUUUGUCUGCCAAGUUACGGAUUCAAUUCAAAAGCAUUUCAUGCCGUUACUGUUUGAUUGGAUUAUCAGUUUUAAUAAAUGUAUUUCUCGUUAUUGGACAAAGAAAAGUUGAUGACUAUUUUUGCAUCAAGUACUGUUUUCAGACUAAUGGGUUUGUAAUCUGGUAUUUUGUCAAUAAAACUGGAUGGAACAUU
Molecule: messenger RNA, 1481 nt
Organism: Menidia menidia (Atlantic silverside)
Lineage: Eukaryota; Metazoa; Chordata; Actinopteri; Atheriniformes; Atherinopsidae
Source: the annotation of a GenBank genome assembly